GUUGAGUAGUUUCAAAUAAUUCAGACCAAAGUACUUAUCUAGAAGAACAGUGGCGAACUAACCCUAUCUGAGGGCGAGUUGGAAAAUCUAAACGAGGCCCCCAUUUGUUAAGGUCUUAUAAGAAGAUUUCCAGAGAAGCCACAGGACACAACGAAGAACAGAAAGUCCAAAGAGUGUCAUUGCGAAAAUACCUGGAGAUGCAACAUGGAUUUUCUAUCUCGACUUCUAUCAAGACUGGGUCGAGGCAAAAGUUAAGUUAUCACAAGUUCUGAGAUGUCCUGCAGGAUCUUAAGCGCUGUUGUACCAGAAAUUGGCGGAACACCGGUACCGAAGAUUUGAAGGCAUCAGUUCAUCUCUUCGAACCGAGACCAACACAGACCUACUUCAAGAUGUUCAAGCUGGUGGUGUUGUCUGCCCUUCUGGCCAUUGCCUGUGCCAAGCCCAGUGGCGUCGCGCAUCUGGCGUACACCGCCCCUGCUGUGGUUGCUGCCCCUGCUGCCGUCAGCCAUACCUACAGGAGUGACGUCAUCAGUGAACCGGUGGUAGCUGCUUACUCUGCUCCCGUCGUAGCACACCACGCUCACUAUGCCGCCGCCCCUGUUGUGACCGCCCACGCUGCCCCCAUUGUGACUGCCCAUGCUGCUCCUUACGCUGCUCAUGUCUUAGAUGCCCAUGUCGCUGCCCCAUGGGGAUAUGCUGCCGCAGCCCCCAUCGUAGAAGCUUGGUAGAGGAACUGAUCCAUCUCAACUUGAAUGUAAAUUAUUCUGAAGGAAUAUAUUUUUGGUAGAAG
This is a messenger RNA of Acanthoscelides obtectus, 790 nucleotides long. Lineage: Eukaryota; Metazoa; Arthropoda; Insecta; Coleoptera; Chrysomelidae. The record is from the annotation of a GenBank genome assembly.